Messenger RNA from [Torrubiella] hemipterigena, 864 nucleotides. NCBI's taxonomy places the organism in Eukaryota, Fungi, Ascomycota, Sordariomycetes, Hypocreales, Clavicipitaceae. The record is from the annotation of a GenBank genome assembly.
AUGAGAAUCCAUCACAUUACAGCUCUCGCCUCGGUUGCGAAAGCAACCCUCUUCUGUCACUCAGAAUCGUCGCCGAAUCCCAUCGCUAGCCAAUAUCCUCAUCUUACCACCGGCACAAUCAAUGGGACGGUUGCCAUUAUCCCAGUUCCCCUGUCAUAUGUGCGCAGCAUUGUGCCGGUGGAAUAUCCCAUCUUGACGUCACAGUACCAGGCCUUGCUACCAUGGUUCCCAAAAGACAUGUUUCCUAUGAUGAUGCAGACUGAGUUGGAUCAUGAUGUUCAGAAUUCUGGCAUCAAAAUUCCCGACUUUCAGCGAGGUGGCUUUUCAUUCCCUUUCAUUGACAGGCUAAAUGAUGGGUACACUGGUAUGGCCUAUGGUGGCAAGGAGCUCAUUAGCGCGGUCAACAUUGCUGUCCUGGGUACCGCCGCGUACGGAUACAGUGUCAUCUCUUCCGUCUUCGAUCCGCCCUGCGACGCAUACGAAUGUGCAGAUAUUCAGUGCAAAAGCAGAUCAUUCAAAGCGUUUGACGUGCUGCGACCUCUGGUAGGACCAGUACUCAGGACAAAUUUCACCGACUCCACCGGCUCACCGUAUCCUCUUUCGUUCUACAAAAAUAUUACCAACCAGCCGCAGUUCUCAGAUAAUAAGUUGGUCUGUGAUAACUAUGUCCGCCUCUACAACGCAUCCAUUACGACCGGCGAGUUUGCGCCAAUCGCUGUGAAAGGCACUGUGAGUGUGGUUGCCCCAUUACUCCCCGAGACAACAUCCUACAGUGAUGUAUGGGGGCUGAGAAUGGAUAAUGCAUUUAUUGAAAACAACUUCAAGUCAUGUAAGAGUUUACAGGGUUAUACGUUCUCCGAUUAG